UCGACUUCCCCUCUAGAAAAAACAGUAUGAUCCUGGGUGACCCGCUAGUCGUGAAGACAGCCAACUUAGAGAAAAAACCAUGACCACUCAGUUCCUGUGGUCACAGUCCUGCCCCUCCCUUGCCUGCUGAGAGUAAUAAAUCCUGAGACUGAAGAUAGAGCCAGUGCCUGCCAGGAGCAGCCUCUCUGAGAAGAUGAAUCUUCUUCCUGUCCAUCUAAUGUUCCUUCUCCUCUGCUCCAGCGCCAAAGCCGGGGACAUCAUCGGGGGCACAGAGUGCAAACCACACUCCCGCCCCUACAUGGCCUAUCUGGAAAUUGUCACUUCCCAGAAUUACCUGAGAGCUUGUGGUGGCUUCCUGAUAAGGCGAGACUUUGUGCUGACAGCUGCUCACUGUGCAGGAAGAUCUAUAAAGGUCCUCCUAGGAGCCCAUAACAAAACAGUGAAAGAAGACACAUGGCAGACACUUGAGGUUGAAAAGCAAUUCCCUCAUCCAAACUACGAUGACGAUUUGAUUCUCCAUGAUAUCAUGUUACUGAAGUUGAAGGAGAAAGCCAACCUGACGCUGGCUGUGGGGACUCUCCCGCUCCCAGCCCAAUUCAACUUCAUCCCACCUGGGAGGAUGUGCCGGGCAGUUGGUUGGGGAAGAACAAAUGUGAACGAAUCAGCCUCCGACACCCUGCAGGAAGUGAAGAUGAGACUCUUGGACCCCCAAGCCUGCACACACUUCAGUUUGCACCACAAUCUCCAGCUUUGUGUGGGCAAUCCCAGGAAGAGGCAGUCCGUAUACAAGGGAGACUCUGGAGGUCCUCUUCUCUGUGCCGGGGUAGCCCAGGGCAUUGCAUCCUAUGUACAUCGGAAUGCAAAGCCCCCUGCUGUCUUCACCAGAAUCUCCCAUUACCGGCCCUGGAUCAAUGAGAUCUUGAGGGAGAAUUAACCCUGGAAAUGAGGAACUGGACCGGAACCAAUUCUCUGUGCCUGCCAUGUGAUCU
Messenger RNA from Nannospalax galili (Upper Galilee mountains blind mole rat), 989 nucleotides. RefSeq names its product chymase-like. Gene Ontology annotation, molecular function: serine-type endopeptidase activity. NCBI's taxonomy places the organism in Eukaryota, Metazoa, Chordata, Mammalia, Rodentia, Spalacidae. The coding region runs from base 194 to 934 and encodes 246 amino acids. Gene Ontology annotation, biological process: proteolysis. The record is from RefSeq and is a predicted model, not a curated record. Gene Ontology annotation, cellular component: cytoplasm; intracellular membrane-bounded organelle. The transcript is spliced from 5 exons.